Messenger RNA from Uncinocarpus reesii 1704, 1029 nucleotides. RefSeq lists its product as uncharacterized. Bases 1 to 1029 code for a protein of 342 amino acids. The record is from RefSeq and is a predicted model, not a curated record. Lineage: Eukaryota; Fungi; Ascomycota; Eurotiomycetes; Onygenales; Onygenaceae. The transcript has a single exon.
AUGGCAGAGCAACAGCCUCUUUACAAAAUCGGUCCCUUUCGAUCAAGCAGCGAUAACACGGACACUCAGAUGAAUGUGUCUGUUUCUGACAAACGUUUCAAGAUCGACCUCUUUACUGCGAACUUUGAAAGCUCUCCUGUCUUACUUGCAGAAUAUCUUCGACAUGUCCAACGUCUAGAUCCAGGAUAUAUCCCUGACGACGCAGAGGAAGAUGAAGAGUUUGAGGAUCCUCUUGAUCAAAUGCAUGAUUGGGUCUUGCAACCAUUUCUGCCAAUUUUUCGCAAACUUGCACCUCUGGAUCAGAGUCGAAAAUACACCCUCGCGGACUGCCUGUUUGCGGAAGAAUUCCACUACACUGUUCAAGUGGUGGAAGAGAGUUUAGUCCCUGUUUACGUGGGCAGCUCCCAAGCCAAGGAGCAUCACCUUAUCGGAGCUCAUUUGCCGUCUUCUAUCCGCAUGGACUAUUCGAUGUUUCCCUUCUACCAUCCUAGCGCAAUUCAGAUUCCGAUCGAUUCGACGUCAUUGCCAGCGAUACCCCAUAAAGUGUUUAUCCAUGGAAGACCAAAUCCUAGCUUCUUCAAGAUAGUCUAUAGAGGUGAUGUGGGAAUCACCCUGAAGGAGCUUGUCGCAUACUCAAAGAUUCAUACAGCUGCAUUUGAUGCUAUGGUUCGCACAUCACGACUUGAAGGCUUGGCUGUGGAUGAUGAUGGACGUGUUCUGGGAUUGCUUUUAUCAUAUAUUGAUUCUCGAGGUACACUAUGGUGCGUUGAUGGACGUGAUCCCAGCUUUUCUGAACUUCGGAAGAAAUGGCUUGACCAAGUCACUGUCACACUGAAGCACCUUCAUUCUCGAGGUAUUAUCUGGGGAGAUGCAAAAGCUGCCAAUGUUCUAACUGAUGUCAAUAACGAUGCAUAUUUGAUUGAUUUUGGAGGAGGUUAUACUCGAGGCUGGGUUGACAAGGAAAAUGCCAACUCGAUCGUUGGAGAUCUUCAAGGACUUGAAAGGAUCAAGCGGCAUCUUUUUAAAUAA